AUGUCAAUGAGAAUAAAUGUUUAUGAGCUUCCGCAAAACAAUUAUUAUAAAACUAAACUAGAUAUCAAUGAUGAACCAAUAUUUCUUCUAGGUGAUGUAAUUAAAGGCGAAAUUGUUAUAAAUGAUUCAGAAGAACUCUUAUCGAAAGCAAAAUCCUUCAAAAUACAAAUAACAACAAAUUCGUUUUCAAAAGGAAUACUACAAGCAACUAAAAUUAUCGAAACAAUUCAAUUUUCUGAUCUUGAAAAAAUACAAAAUGUUCAACCAUUUGAAUUUCAACCACUAAAAAUAACAUAUCCAACAUAUCAGAGUGAUAGAACUAAUAUAGUUUACUUUUUAGAAGCAAUUGUUGAAAAAUCAAUGAAAACUAUUACUGAAACACUACCUAUCGUAGCAUUAAAGGCUGACUAUAGACAAUCUUCCCUCAGAGAAAUGGUUAUGCCUAUAAAUAACGAAAAUCCUAGCUACGAUGUUUCAAUUUCGUUAAAAUCUACUGUAUCAUCGAUAUUUGACUCAAUAUCUGGAAAGAUAACAGUAAACAGAGCUGAUCCAAACUCAAUUACUAAUUCAUAUAUCAUUAUUUUAACAGAAGAAAUUUUAAAAAAUUCUCAAAACAACAAAACACAUGAAAUAUGGCAUUGCAAAUACCAAAUUAUGGAUGGGACACCUCGCCCAGGCUCGCAAUCGCCAUUUACUCUUCAACUUGGUCCAAUGAAACUUUGGACACUUCCUCCUGCAAACGACUGCUUUAUUCGAUCAAAAAUACUAAUGAGAUAUGUUGUAGAAGCAUCAGAUGGAACUUCUCAACAAGUUACUCAAACUCUUGGAUUAUAUUUACCAAAUAUCGCUUGCAAUCGUCAAUAA
Trichomonas vaginalis G3 is the source of this 864-nucleotide messenger RNA. RefSeq names its product vacuolar protein sorting-associated protein 26 family. The coding region runs from base 1 to 864 and encodes 287 amino acids. Gene Ontology annotation, biological process: retrograde transport, endosome to Golgi; intracellular protein transport. NCBI's taxonomy places the organism in Eukaryota, Parabasalia, Trichomonadida, Trichomonadidae. Gene Ontology annotation, cellular component: endosome; retromer complex. The transcript has a single exon. The record is from RefSeq and is a predicted model, not a curated record.